Molecule: messenger RNA, 1924 nt
Organism: Eucalyptus grandis
Lineage: Eukaryota; Viridiplantae; Streptophyta; Magnoliopsida; Myrtales; Myrtaceae
Exons: 2
Coding region: 1-1497 (498 amino acids)
Source: RefSeq, a predicted model, not a curated record
AUGGCCGGGGAGAAAGAAGAAGAACGGGAGGCAGAGAGCGAGCUUGUGGGGAGAUUGAGGUCGGCUGAGAGCUUCAUGGUGAUCGGGUGGGCGAUGGAAAGUGCCACCACGCCAUUGCCGGCUACGGGAGAUGCCGCUCGUGAACUUCGGAGGCACGCAAGAGAAAGGAAGUUGCCGCAGAAAAUGGGAGACGAGGAUGAAAAAACUUCUUUAAUCUUUCCCUGUUUCUCUCUCUCUCUGUCAUCCUUAUAUAUAUAUAAUCUCCACCAAAACCCUUGGAAAAUAAGCUCCGUCUCCUCCAUUUCGCAAGAAACCGAAACACCAAAACCCCACCAAAACAAAUUGCACCAUGUCCACCCACCCCUCACCCUUCCUUCUUGCUUCCGCCCUCCCUCCGCCGCCGACGAUAACCUCCGCGCCGAGGCGGCCCCGCCGCUGCCCCCGCCGCCCCCGCCCCCGCCGGGGAGCGACCACGCGAACCUCACCACCUGCCUCUACCACACCCACCUCGGCCUCUUCUCCCUGACCUGGUCCAAGACCCUGUUCGGCCGCUCCCUCCACCUCAGCCUCCAUUCCCACCACGGCUCCAGCUUCUUGGACUACAAUUCGUCGCCCCUCUCUCCGUCUUCUUCCACAUUCUCCUUCCAGCUCCACAUCAAGUCCCUGGUGUUCUGGAAGAAGCAGGGGUCCAAGAAGCUCGAUGCCGACAAGACCAGGACGGGCGCGAGCAUCCGGAUCUUCUGGGACCUCACGAGGGCCAAGUUCGGGUCCGGGCCCGAGCCCGAGUCCGGGUUCUACAUCGCGGUGGUCGUCAACGGCGAAAUGGCGCUCCUCGUGGGCGACGCGGUGAAGUCGGCUUACGGCAAGACCAAGGCCCGGAAGCCGGCGGAGAGAGGCCAGGCCUUGUUCUUGAGGAGGGAGCACCUGUUCGGCCACCGGGUGUACGCGACGAGCGCGAGGUUCGGCGGCAAGAACCGGGCGAUCUCGAUCGACUGCAACGUGCACGGCGAGGGGAAGCUGUGCAUCAGCGUGGACAAGAGGAGGGUCCUGCAAGUGAAGCGGCUGAAGUGGAAGUUCAGAGGGAACGAGAGGGUCGAGGUCGAUGGGGUCAAUUUCCAAGUCUCCUGGGACGUCUACAACUGGCUGUUCGAGGACGCCAGCGAUUCUCAUGCGGUGUUCAUGUUCAGGUUCGAGAAGCUAAUUAACAACGAUGAGCAGAGAAAAAAAUGCGGCGGCGGCGAUGACGGCGUUCAGGCGGUGAGCAACCUCCUGCUGUGGUCGCAGCCCUCGUGCAGCUUCGGGAUGAACGAGAUCGAGCUCCGGAAGAUGAGGAAGAGCAAGUUGCGGAGCGCGAGGAGCUCCUCCUCCUCCUCGAUAUCGUCGUCGGCGUCCUCCGGCGGGAGCUCCUCGAUCAUGGAGUGGGCGAGCGCGGAGGAGAACGAGCUGAGCGGUCCGUUCGUCGGGUUCUCCUUGCUCGUUUAUGCUUGGAAGAGAUGAUGCAGAUCCGAUCCCGUUCCAUUCCACUCCAUUAGCGACAGCAAUUGAAUCCCUCCGAAAACUUCGGAAUUCCUCACGAGUGCAAGCUAACCUUGCUCUAUUUCUUUGAGGAACACGAAGUCAAAAAAUUUCAUUACAUACAGGAAGAUAGGCGUGUAAAUUCAUAGGUAAUUUCAUUGAAGAAUUGAGAUUGAUGUCAUUUUUUUUCCCGGGUUCACACUUGAGAAAUUCCUUCCUCCUUCUCACGGUAACCAUACCACAAGAAAAGGCGGAUUGCACUGCACAUACAUGGCUGUUAUUGUUUUCGCAACAUAAAUUAUGAGUUGCGCAUUAUAAUUUAGGGUCGCAUCGGAUUGUAUUAUACAACUGUCCCUCUUCGUAUGAUGCUGGGCGGUCUAGUGAAAAGUGAGUUGUCUUCUUUGUUUGA